GUUCUUACUUUGCUGGAAAAAAAAUUCUCGCAGGUCACUGUGAAUCGAUUUCUGCAGCUCGCUCGCCUUUUUUUUUGGGGUAAUUUCUAACGAUGGAUGCAGCUUCCCUCCAUCCCAGCUCCGGCGAAUAUGAACCUGGAUACGUUCCCACUCCUCGCCGUGGUUCAUCCUCCGACGAAUCUCAGUUUGGGCCCGAAUUGAAGAGGCAGAAGGUCGAGGAAUCCGACCACUCUGAGGACGCCAUGAGAAGGAGCGGUAGUAGCAGCGACAUUGAGAUUGCGGAAGCAGAAGCAGAAGAAGAUGAUUGGGACGAUAGCAGUGAUGAUGAUGAUGAUGAUGGUCGUUUUGACUUUGCUUCGUGCUUCGAUUUCUACGCUCGAAUUCUCGACACUGAGGGUGCCGAGAGUCGUUUCCCGGGCCACGCGUUUCGCCACAUUCGCCUCGACGACCCCAAUGAAGAGGCUGAGCACUUGAAGAAUGUGAAGAGAUCUGCUAGGUUUGUGAUCUAUGAACAGUACAGAAUGGGCAAUAAGAUGAAAUUGGUUAGGAUUGAGAAGGCUUGCUCGUAUUCGGUGAAUGGGUACAACUACUACAUCACGUUCUCUGCCGAGACUUGGCCGACCAGGCAAAUCAAGGUGUACCAAGCACAGGUUUACAUUAAUUUUAUGGGGCAGUUGGUAAAGACCACCGUUUUCAGGGAGAAACCCCCUCCCCAGCAGCCUUCAGGCAAUACAAUUGAGCAGGUGCAAGGUUGGGCUUGUGCGGCUUGAGGGAAGGAAGGAUUCCUACAAACGGUCUCUUAAGUUUAUUAUUUUGAAGUGUUAGAAGACACAUGCUUUCAAUCAGAAUCAGGGGCGGACCCAGGGGGUUUAGGGGUGUCCGGGGACACUCCUAAAUUUUGGGAAAACGAUUAUCCAACCCCCGGUGGUAAUUUACGUAUGGACAAAAAAAAAAUAUAAUUGAUAGUGAGGGACACCCCUUAAAUUUGAAAAAAUGAUUAUCCUAUUGUCAUUUUUGUGUAUAGGAAUAUAAGUGGUAUGUUGGAUAAUUCAAAUCUAGAACACUAUUAUUAUUAAUAAACUUAAUUUCCGUUGAGCUAAACUCAUUUGUUGUUUGAUUUUGAACAAUGUGUAAUAGUAAAAUGACAUUCCCUA
Molecule: messenger RNA, 1154 nt
Organism: Linum tenue
Lineage: Eukaryota; Viridiplantae; Streptophyta; Magnoliopsida; Malpighiales; Linaceae
Source: the annotation of a GenBank genome assembly